This is a messenger RNA of Klebsormidium nitens, 6462 nucleotides long. The record is from the annotation of a GenBank genome assembly. Lineage: Eukaryota; Viridiplantae; Streptophyta; Klebsormidiophyceae; Klebsormidiales; Klebsormidiaceae.
CUGCUCGCUCAUCGGCUUGCAGCUGGACGCCUUGGCCCUUCCCGUUCCAGACCUUCACCAUCGAUCGGCACAUUGCCCUGGUAGCUUCUGUUGGCGCCCUGCGCGACUUCGAGAAAGUCUGCAUCGGUCUUGCAGGGCGGCCAUCUUCUGCAGUGGGAUGGCGAUCGUGGCAGUAAAACAACGAGUGCGAUACUAGUACCGGUACGGUUGAAGCAUGCCAGCGCACCUGCGGUUGAAGCUCUGUCCAGCUCACCUGCUGCGGACUCGUAGCCUUCCAACAAUCACGCUGUUUGCAUUGAAGCUGCAUGUGGGUGUCUCUAUCGGGUUUGACAGAAACUGAUCUGACAAGGGUUCCUUCUGUUCGCCCACCGACAGCUACAGAUCGAGCAGCUAACAAUGUCUCGCCUCAGGGAGAGGAAGCGGACAGUCAUAUAUGAUGUGGAAGAGACGAGCGAGAUUGAAGAUUCUGAUAUUGAAGCGAAGGUGUCAAAGAGGCCUCGCCAGGUCAACUCAUCAGCAAUAAAUACACGGGCUGAUGAAGGACCAGGUCAACCUCAAGAGGGCCCCAAGAAAAGGGUGUUGACCAGACUGGUCAAAAAGAAACAUCAAGACACCCCGGAGGUGUCUGACGAGAUUGAAUAUUCAGAGGCAGAGCAAUCAGACGAGAUUGCAGAGAUCUCGGAAUCAGAAGGUCACGAGGUGAUGAAGCGGCCAAAGGAGAAGGAGAAAAGGCGGGGAAUGGCCAGCAUUUUGAAAGAUGGCGCCAGAGGAGGGAAGAACUCCAAGAAGUCAGUUGCCGCCAUGGCUGAACACCUGAACAUGACCAACUCCAUGCUCAAAUACACAAGACCCAAUGUGAGCAAUGUCCAGGAGAAGAGUCGAGGGAGGAGCAAGGAGGAUGGGCAAGAGGAUGCAGAUAAAACUGUCAAAGAGGAGCCCCGCGAGGGCCGCAGACCGCGCCGCGCUGCGGCCGCCUCUGUCAACUACAAUGAGGAGGUCAUCGCCAAUCAGGCGUUCCUCUUCGCAGCUGCGGACAACGGGCGCAAAGCGCACCAGGCCAAUGAGAAGAGCAAGGAAACCAAGAAGGGUGCGGAUGUAAAAGCAGAAGAUAGGGUCACCGUCCCCGACUCAGAGGACGAGUGCGAGGAGAUUGUGACUGAGCUGUGCACAACGGGAGCGAAAGUAGGGCGAGGCAGCGAAAAGGAAAGUGAGAAUGCAAAGGGCGAAACGACCCGGCGCUCAGCCAGGCAGCGGGGCCGGGUCAGCUAUGCCGAGGUUGAGGAAGGAAUUGAAUUCGAAAACUUUGAGGCCCCGGCCAGAGUGCUCAGGAAGCAGGCGAUGGAAGCCCUAUCCAAGCGGAAAGAGGUGGAGGACGAGGGAAAGGCAAAGAAGAGGACGAUCAGCGACCUCAAUCAGUUUGUGUUCCAGAAAGGGGCAGCAGAAACGGGCGGCGCUGAGGACGAGGAUGGGGAAGGAAGGGCCACGAAACGGGGCAACGGGCGGGCGUUGAGGGACCGGACAGAGCGAAACCUGAACAGGAGCAGCAGGGGUCGCUCACGGAAGUCCAGCCCAGAGAGCGAUGCUCAUUCGUCAGAGAGCGAGGAGGAAAGGCCGAGAAAGAAGAAGUCGAAGCACACAUCCCCUGUGCGCAAAUCAGAGCGAGUCCGCAAACCAGUCAAAACCUCCCUUGCUGAAGACGAUUCAGACGAGGAUGAACCUGAUUCAGACGAGGAGACCGGGGACGAGGAGGAUGAGGUGGCCGCCUCUGGCGAAGACGAUGGGGAAGAAGCUGAGGCGUCAGACGCAGAGGAUGAGCUUGACGGCCGGGUGGAGAAGAUCCUGGCGCCCGCCAAGGGCAGCAUCGACGUGGAAAAUCGCCGCUUUGUGGUCAAGUUCCACGAGCGGAGCUACCGCGCAGCCAAGGCCGUGAGCGAAAGCGUCCUCAUGCAGCAUUGCUCCCAGCUGCUGCGGAACUACCUGGUCAAGGGCGGCGAAGGCUCUGAAGACGAGCCGUUCAACCCCGACUAUGCUGUGAUCGACCGGAUCAUCGCCGAGCGGCACCGGCGCGGCGGCGCACGCGAGCUAUUGGUCAAGUGGCGGGGCCUCGAGUACGGCCGGGCGACGUGGGAGGCGGAGGAAGACCUUGAGGACGACAAAGACGCAAUUGAACGGUUCGAGAGCCUGAGCCGGAAGCCGGAGCCCCAUCCAAACGACGGGAAGGAGUCGGGCGAGCUGGAGUUCAAGACGGGGCGCACGCUGCGGGACUACCAGCUGGUGGGCGUGCGCUGGCUGGCCCAGAACUACCAGGGCAAGAGGAGCUGCAUGCUGGGCGACGAGAUGGGGCUCGGGAAGACGUUCCAGACGGUUGCGAUGCUGGAGACGCUGCACCGGCGCGGCAAGGCCGGGCCAUUCCUGGUGGUCGCCCCCGUGUCAACUCUGGGCCACUGGCAGCGCGAGGUGGAGUCGCUCACCGACCUCUACUGCGUGGUGUACAAGGGCGACGCCAAUGACCGAAACACGAUCCGGACGUACGAAUUUGGUUCUGCGAGGAGCAGAAAGCAUCGCUUUCACGUGCUGCUCACGAGCUUCGAGCUGCUGGUGAAGGACGCGACGCACCUCAAGAACAUCCCGUGGAGAUACGUCGUGGUAGACGAGGCGCACAGGUUGAAAGGGCGAAACUCCCUCGCGUCAAAGAUCAUUCGCAACAUGGACCUCAGGGCGGGCGAACUGCUGCUGUUAACGGGGACGCCCAUCCAGAACAACACCAGCGAGCUUUACGCCCUCCUGAGCCUGCUCGAUCCUGAGAAGUACGACUCCGAGGAGGAGUUUUUGGAGAAGUUUGGGAACAUCAAGGACUCUGCGCGGGUCCGGGAGUUGCAGGAGCAGUUGAAGCACAUCCUGCUGCGGCGCAAGAAGGAGGACGUGGAGAAGUCGAUCCCGCAGAAGGAGGAGGUGAUCAUCUGGGUGGAGCUGACGCAGAGCCAGCGGUCGUACUACAAGGCCGUGUACGAGGGCCAGAUCGGGACGCUGCUCAAGGGCGUCAAGAAGGGCAACCUGCCCAACAUGCGCAACGUGGCCAUGGAGCUCCGCAAGCUGUGCAACCACCCGUUCCUGAGCAACAGCGUUGCCGACAACAUGAUCCAGUGCCGCCGCUGGGAGGCCCGCGGCCAGCUUGACCACCUGAGCGACGAGGCGCUCCGGUCGCAGCUGCUGCAGCAGGGGUCCGGCAAGAUGGUGCUGCUCAACAAGCUGCUGCCCAAGCUGCGCGACGGCGGCCACAAAGUGCUCAUCUUCUCGCAGUUCAAGAUCAUGCUGGACCUGCUGGAGGACUACAUCAACGAGAAAGGCUACCCGUUCGAGCGGAUCGACGGGGACAUCACCGGCUCCGGCCGCCAGGCCGCGAUGGACCGCUUCCAGGCCGAGGGCAGCGACAGCUUCAUCUUUCUGCUGAGCACGCGGGCGGGCGGCCUCGGCAUCACCCUCACAGCGGCCGACACGUGUAUCAUCUACGACUCCGACUGGAACCCUCAGAACGAUCUGCAGGCCAUGGCGCGCUGCCACAGGAUCGGGCAGACCAAGGACGUGAAGGUGUAUCGCCUGGUGACGAAGAACACGUACGAGGAGCAGCUGUUCCAGUCGGCGUCGCGCAAGUACGGCCUGGACGAGGCCAUCCUGGGGGACGACAUGGGCGACCAGCGGGACCCCGAACAGGGCAAGGACAUUGAGAACCUGCUCCUCAAGGGCGCCUACCACUGCCUCCAGGACGAGGCCGCGGAGCAGGCGGCCGCGAGCUUCGGCGAGGAGGACAUCGAGCAGAUUUUGAUGCAGCGCACCGAGACGCGCCAGGUGGGCGGCGCCGGCAAGUCGUCGUUCGCGGAGGCGACGUUCGCGCCGGUGGAGGAGGAGAUGAAGUGGGAGGCGCUGCUGCCCGAGGCGGUGGCGCUCGAGCGCGAGCGCGAGGAGGCGGCCGCGCGCGCGCUCGUGGAGGGGAUCAAGCACCCGCGGCGGCGGAACCAGGUGAACUACACUGAAAAGGCCGCAUACGCGAGCAGCGAUUCGGACGAGGAUUUUGACGGGAGCGAGGAGGGGCGCCCCGCUCGGAAGAGCAGCCCCAAGGAGACCGGCUGGACCGACGCCGAGCUGAAGCGAUUGGAGGAGAAGCUGCUCAGCCUGGGCGAGGGCCGCUGGGUUGAGAUUCAGACCGAGGCGCGCCUGACCUCCAAACCCCUCGCUGACGUCACCGCCGUCUGCUCUGCCCUCAUCGAGCUCUGCAAGCACGCUGCCGCGGCUCCAAAACCCGCGCCACUCGUCGCGGCCACCGCCCAAACCCCCGAAGCUCCUGUCCCCAUCGUCGGACUAGCUGCUCCGAUCGGCGACCCCCCCGCUGGCAGCGGCCCUCCGGCGGUCGCCCCUGUCCCUGCACCCGCGGCCGCGGCGCCCUUCAAAACUGCCAUUAAGCUGGAUGUCCCGGGCGAUGCGAGAAAGGCGUUUGACGCCGGCAAGUUCCGGGAGCGGAUUGGGAAGAACGCCCAAAAGUACCUCCAGUUUCUUCAUGAGAGGACAGCUCUCGCAUCCGCAGUUGCUGACAACGACAGCCUGACCAAGUGGUUGAUCACAAACCAUAAGUUUGUCCCAGGGCGCAACAAGCUGCCGCAGUGGUGGGACUGGCAGUGCGACAAGGACCUUAUGGUCGGCGCGCACCGCCUCGGGCAUAAAGCCUUCAGAGCCAUGACAGAGGACCAAACGCUCCGCUUCCGCUCCCUGCUCGCCAUCCGCGACCCGAACCCGGACGCCCUCCGAACCGCCCCGCCCCUCCAACCGGCCUCCCUCUCACCCUUCGCUGGCCCGUCCCUUUCCCCGGGGACGACACCCCUCGCCCCGGUUGCGCUGCCGACGAGUUCUCCCUCUUCUCCGAAGACCCCUGUCCCAGCAUUUCUGCCCCGUGAAAUGCCCUCCGACCAGAUUCUGACGAGCCGCCUCAAGAAGCUCAUCGCGCAGCACCCGGUGUCGCGCUCGAAAGCCGACGUCGCCGAGGAGGCCGCCAGGAAGGCGCGCGCCGCGGCCGCGCGGGAGGAGCGCGCGCGCGCGCAGGCGGCGCUCGCGGCGUCCCCCGGGCAGUCCUCGGGGGAGGACUCGGAUGGGGCGCGCUACACGGCCCUCGUCGCCCGGCGGAUAGAACGGGAGGCGGAGAAAAACAUUCGGAAGGCCGAGCGCAAGGCGGCGCGGAAGCGACAGCGGAAAGAGGAGGCGGCGCGCGAGCUUGCGCAGACAAAGGCGCGGCGCGCUGCUGACGUGGCAGUCGGGGAGAAGCGCCGGGCGGAGCAGCCGGCGGAGUCCCCGAAGAAGGUCGCACGGGAAGGAGAGCAGCAGAAAAGCCCGCGACAGCCCCCAACUGGAAACGGGGCCAAGUCCGCGGGUCAAAAGAGCACUCCGAAGAAGCCAACAGCAAGCGCGGAUUUCGAGGGAAAGUUGAACGGGCCCUUGGCUUCGGCGUGCCUGGUGCUCGGUAGCCCUGAGAAGCGGAAGUCUAGCCCGGGCAAGGGCCAGAAGGGCGGAAAGUCGCCGCUCCCUGUGCGCCCCGCCCUGUCCCCGUCCGCUGCGAACGCAAGCAGCAAAUCCCCCGCAAAACCAACCGGGCAGUCGGGCGCCGGUUCUGACGCCAAACCCGCAGCGGGUGGCUCUGGGAAAUCGUCUCCGGGCGGGUUGGCCAGCUUUCAGGGGCCCAGCAAAGCCGCCACGCACAGGCCCAAGGAAGCCGCCCCCGGCGGUGCCGCGAAGCCGCGGCCGGCGGGGGUGACGCAAGUGUUGAGCAAGCAGGGGGCGCCGAAGCGCACCAGUUCCGAGGGGGGGAGCGUGGAGGUGGUGCGAUCGGCUGACUUUGAGAAGGCCAAGAAGAAGCGGCAGCGGGAGGACGGGGCGCUCGGGGGCUCGGGGCUGGGGAGCGGCAGCCAGGGCGGGGGAAAGAGCGGCAAAGUGCAGCCGGUGCCUGACAAGGAGAACCAGCAGCCUUCCAAGAAGAAGAAGAAGCAUAAGUUCGAUCGCACGGACGUCAAGCAGCAGACGCUCAUGACUUUCAUGAGAGCCAAGCCGACACCAGCUGUCGUUUGAGGACUUACAGUACUGAUGCUACUGGUACGAGCCGCACAGUAGCUCCGCUUAGGACACCCCUCCACAUCUGUUAAAACAGCAUUGCUAAGGGCUCGCAUUCCGUCCCUAGCGAAAAGGCCGCUGCGAAGGCGACGAUUCUUAAACACUCUUAGCUCGAUAAAGCAAUCGACCAGCAUUGAGAAGUACACUGGUAGAAGGCUGUAAAAUCUGCUUGCAUGAAACCGCCCCCAUGGGCAAGCAUUCGCUCACAGAAUCAUGAACUUUUUCAAUCUACGUAGCCUAGUCGACGAGUUUGACGUUCGAACGGUUGCACGCGUGCUGACAUAAGGCUGAGCUCUUGUCGCUUGAAGCAGA